This is a messenger RNA of Daphnia pulex (common water flea), 8684 nucleotides long. It is a transcript of the gene cher, whose product is annotated as filamin-A-like. NCBI's taxonomy places the organism in Eukaryota, Metazoa, Arthropoda, Branchiopoda, Diplostraca, Daphniidae. The record is from RefSeq and is a predicted model, not a curated record. Gene Ontology annotation, molecular function: actin filament binding. Gene Ontology annotation, biological process: actin cytoskeleton organization. The transcript has 29 exons. The coding region runs from base 450 to 7817 and encodes 2455 amino acids.
CAGACGUCGACACAGACACACGCCACUUUUUCUCGCAUUCGCUCUCAUCGUGCCGUGCAGUGAGGGUAAACGCUUGCCAUAUUAGCCGUUUUGCGUCUGUGUUGGUCCAGUUGGUCCAGAGAGUUGCAGCACCCCUGCCCCUCUCGAGAGCAUCGGGCCGUUCCCGGUCGGUAAAAGCCCAGAACAAACGGAGAUUGAUCGGGGGAGAAAAAGAAAAACAAAAAAAACAAUCGUAUCGGAUAUUCUUAGCAAACCAACAAAGGAUUCGUCACCGUCAAUUCCACUCAACAGGUGGCGAUUGAAUCGCCAAAGGAGCGAAGCCGAGAGACAAGCGUGAUUGGACCGAACCCAUCGGUCGGUGUGUUCGUGUGUGUGCGACUCUGGUCUUGUGGCCUCUAUCUGAAUAGCCCGGCGGGCGGGAGCAAAGCGGCAGCUACAGGCUUUACACCAUGAGUCAACAGGGAGGAGAUGUCAGUUUGGCCCGCGACAGCCCGGCCGAGCAGGUGGUCUCGUCCGUCAUUAGCCAGUUACAACAGCAGCAUCAGCAGCAGCAGCAGCAACUUCAACAGCAAGAAGGAGCAGGCAAUCAACAACAGAGCAGCGCCGAAGACGAUCAAGUCAUGGUGGCAACGGAACGAGAUCUGGCCGAGGAUGCCCAGUGGAAGCGCAUCCAGCAAAACACAUUUACACGAUGGGCCAACGAGCACCUGAAAACCGUCGACAAAUUCAUUGGCAGUUUGGAGACGGACCUGUCGGACGGACUCAAACUGAUCGCCCUCGUCGAAGUCUUGUCCGGCAAGAAAUUGCCCAAGCACACCAAGAAACCCACCUUCCGUUCGCAGAAGCUCGAGAACGUUUCCGUGGCUCUGAAAUUCCUGGAGCAUGACGAAGGCAUCCGCAUCGUCAAUAUUGAUUCCAGCGACAUCGUCGACUGCAAAUUAAAAUUGAUCCUUGGCCUAAUAUGGACGCUCAUCUUGCACUAUUCCAUCUCGAUGCCCAUGUGGGAAGGAGACGACGGCAGCCGCGACGGCAAAGGACCUACGCCCAAGCAACGAUUGAUGGGAUGGAUCCAGUCCAAGAUCCCCGAUAUGCCCAUCACCAAUUUCACCAAUGACUGGAACGAUGGACGCGCCAUCGGUGCCCUCGUUGACGGUGUCGCUCCCGGUUUGUGUCCCGAUUGGAGCGAUUGGGAUCCCAAAGAUGCCCUACAGAAUGCGACUGAAGCCAUGGGCUUGGCCGACGAUUGGCUCAAGAUCCCUCAGCUGGUCAAACCCGAAGAGAUGGUUAACCCCAAUGUGGAUGAACUCUCCAUGAUGACCUACCUGUCGCAGUACCCAAAUGCCAAACUGCAACCCAACGCCCCUCUCCGCCCCAAAGCCAAUCCCAACAGACCAGCUCCACCCAGGGUCCGUGCUUACGGUCCCGGUGUUGAGCCAACCGGCCCCGUUGUCGGAGCACCAGCCAAUUUCACCGUCGAAACCUUUUCGGCCGGUAAAGGCAAUGUCGAAGUGUCUGUGGAUGAUCCCCGCGGUCAAAAGAUCGCUGCUGAGGUCAAGUUCAACAACGACCGCAAUCUGUCGUACGCGUGCUCUUACACGCCUCUAAUGGAAGGUGUUCACCGCGUCAUCGUGAAAUACAACGGAUUGGAUAUUCCCAAAUCGCCGUUUGAAGUUAAAGUGGAGGGUCACGCUGGCGAUGCAUCCAAAGUGACUGCAUCCGGACCGGGAUUGGAGCCGGAGGGAGUUGUCGUCAAUAGACCCACCUAUUUCGACAUCUUCACAAAAGAUGCGGGAAAAGGCGUUCCUGAAGUGAUCGUCCUCGAUCCGGCCGGCCAACGUAAUACGGUGCCAGUUAAAUUGCGUCAAAUCAGCCCGGAAGUGUGGCGAUGCGAAUACGUCGCCAGCGGGACCGGAGUCCAUUCAAUCAACGUGUUUUUCGCUGGACAACCGAUCCCCAAGAGUCCGUACGGUGUCCGCAUUUCACCCGUCUCGGAUGCCCGCAAAGUUCGAGCUUCCGGCCGUGGUAUUCAACCGAACGGCGUCCGUGUCCGCGACGUCGCCGAUUUCCGCGUCCACACUGAAGGCGCCGGAGAGGGCCAGCUCGACAUCCGUGUCAUCGGUCCUGGCGGAAGCAACGAAGCGGUUAAAUUGCGCAAAAUUGACGAACACACGACCGAAGCCGUGUACCAUCCGACGAAAGAAGGACGCCAUGUCGUCAUGGUUUCCUACGGGGGACAGGAGAUUCCAAAGUCGCCUUUCGAAGUCAACGUCGGCCCUUACAAGGAGACGGAAAUUGUUGUCUAUGGCCCUGGAUUGUAUGGCGGUGUCGUCGAUCAUCCCGCCUUGUUCACUGUCGAGACCAACGGCAACAAUGGCGCUCUUGGAUUCAGCAUUGAAGGUCCAUCGCAAGCCAAAAUCGAAUGUCAUGACAAUGGCGACGGUUCAGCCGAUGUUCGUUACUAUCCGGUGGCGCCUGGCGAGUAUGCCGUCCACAUCCUUUGUGACAACGAGGACAUCCCCAAAUCGCCUUACAUGGCCAACAUUCUGCCAAAGUCCAACUAUUAUCCAGAAAAGGUUGAAUGCUUCGGUCCCGGUCUGGAGAAGACGGGCGUCUUGUCUGGCAAAUUGGCUCCGUUCACCGUCGAUAGUCGCAAAUCUGGUGACACAUCGGUACCCGUCGAUGUCAGCGUGAUGGACGUCGACUACCACUCUGUUCCCGUCAAGAAAGUCGAGAAAGCUAAAGGGCUGUACGAGUGCAGCUACGUGCCCGAGAGGGGCGUCAAGCACACAGUCCAAGUGAAUCAGGGCGGUGUGGCCGUCAAGAACAGUCCGUUCCGCGUCUACGUCUCAGCGCCCACCGAUUCCAGCAAAGUCCAAGUGUUCGGACCCGGCGUCGAGAAGGGAGUCAAAUCCAACACGCCAACUCAUUUUAACGUCGAUGCUCGCGAUGCUGGACCAGGCGAUUUGAACGUUAGCAUCACCAAUGAAAAGAAUCAACCGGUACCCGUCCAGGUGGAUGAUAAUGGUGACGGUACCUAUUCCGUCGGUUACACGCCGUCCGCCCCCGGACCGCUUAAAGUGAACGUUUUGUACGCCGGAAAACUGAUCCCCAAAUCGCCAAUUGCUGUCCAGGUCCUGCCGCAUGUUGACGUCUCCAAAGUGAAAGUCGACGGACUCGAUCCCAUUGCUCCCGUCAACAGCCCGCAGCAGUUCAGAGUCAUCGAUUUGGCCGCCGUUGGAUACCUGGCCGACGUCGCUGUGGCCAUCACGUCUCCUUCAGGUGGCCGCGUCAAGUCCACCAUUGCACCGAUCCGUGACGGCUCCUUGCCGGGCUACUGGAUCGAAUACACGCCAUCCGAGUUGGGUGACCACCUGGUCGACAUCCUCUACGGAGGCGAACUCCUAUUGAAUCGAGGCGGAAUUCCUUAUCGCGUCCGUUGCGUCCUGCCGCCAGCCGCCGCCGCCGAGAUAGUGCGGGCUUACGGGCCGGGACUAUCGGGCGGCAUGGCCGGCAGAGCGGCCGAAUUUGUCAUCGACACUCGAGGUGCCGGACCGGGCGGAUUGGGUGUGACGGUCGAAGGUCCGUCUGAAGCGGCCAUCCAGUGCCGGGACAAUGGCGACGGGACCUGUUCCGUGGCUUACCUUCCGUCCACCAGCGGUGACUAUCACGUGAACAUCAGUUUCAACAAUCAGCCCAUCAGCGGAUCGCCGUUUGUGGCUCGCGUCAUUGACAAUCCUGUCUCCAAGGUCCGCACCUACGGAAGUGGAAUCCAGCGCGACAACGCGGUUUUCUUGGAUUCACCGACUGAAUUCACUGUGGAUUCACGAGCCGUUCCCAAGAAACCUGGCGAUGGCCCGGGAAAAGUGACUUGCUUGGUUCAUAAUCCAUCAGGUUCCUUCUCGGAACCGGUCAUCACCAGUCAGCCGGAUGGCCAAAACCGCGUUGCUUACACUCCGUUUGAAGAAGGACCCCACAAAAUUGAUGUUAUGUACGAUGGCGUUCCAGUGCCCGGUUCUCCGUUCACUGUCAACGCCCGUCGUGGUUGCGAUCCCAGCAAAGUGAAAGCUUUCGGACCCGGCCUGGAACGUGGCGUGGUCAAUGAGCCCAACAUUUUCACCAUCGAGACUAAAGGUGCCGGAUCAGGAGGCCUAGGUUUGGCAAUUGAAGGUCCCUCCGAGGCCAAAAUGACAUGCCGUGACAAUCGUGACGGUUCUUGCACUGUCGAGUACGUGCCUACCGAGGCCGGCGAUUACGACAUCAGUAUCAAAUUCGCCGACCAGUUCAUUCCCGGCUCUCCGUUCAAGGUGCCGGUGGACCGAUACGUAGAUGCUAAUUCGGUUCGAGCUUACGGUCCAGGUCUGGAGCCGAAUAAUUGUCGCGCUAACAUCCCUCAACGUUUCAAGAUUGAUGCCACCAAAUCGGGAAAAGCCCCACUGGCCGUUGACAUCCGUUCCGAUAAGGGACCACUGGCCCAGAAACCUGAAAUCAUCGACCAUGGCGAUGGAACUUAUGAUGUCACCUACAUGCCACCGCCGGAGAAUUCAACUUGCAAAGUCCGUGUCACUUAUGGUGGCAAAGAUAUCCCCAAGAGUCCGUUUGAGAUGAAAGUCCGACCUACGGUGGAGCCCAAGAACGUCAAAGUCACUGGCCCCGGUGUGUCCAGCAAAGGCAUUCCGGCUUCAAUUCCAGCGGAUUUUGUCGUCGACACGACUGAAGCUGGCUACGGCGACCUCCAAGUCCAAGUUCUUGGCCCGGAUGGAUAUCCGCGCAAAGUCAAGGUAUCCGACAACGGCGACGGAACUUUCAAAGCUACCUACACGCCCGAUGAUCUUGGCCAGUACAAGGUAAACGUCAAGUACGGCGGCAAGGAAGUCCCGCACGCUCCGUUCAACGUCCAGGCCCAUCCUACUGGAAAGGCGGAAAGCUGUAAGAUUACUGAAGGCAUCCAACAGACUCUAUCUAUUGGCGAAGAGUAUUGCAUCUCCGUCAAUGCCAAGAAUGCUGGAAAUGGUGCCGUCACUUGCCGAAUCCGCGGUACUUCCGGCAGCGACAUGGACAUUGAUAUUGAUGAUAACGGAGACGGAACUUUCAGCGUUUACUACACUGUCAAAGACGCCGGCGAGUACACACUGAGCAUCAAGUUUGGCGGCAAUCCCGUCCCAGAUGGUGUCUACAAUUUCACCGCUCAAUCCGGAGACGAACCUGUCAAGAGAAGCCCAAGCGAUUCGAAAUAUCGACCGGUUGAGUUACACAAUAUCCCCUUGCCAACCACCGGCGGUCAAGUUACAGGAGAAGUAAAAAUGCCGAGCGGCAAAAUCGACAAAGCUUUGAUUAAGGACAACCGUGAUGGUACUGUUAGCAUUCAGUACGAACCCCGUGAGGAGGGUCUUCACGAGUUGCACAUUCACUACAACAGCGAGCACGUCCAAGGAUCGCCGUUCAAGUUUUUCGUGGAUUCAGUUCAAAAUGGCUUGGUGACCGCCUAUGGUUCCGGUCUCACUCACGGUGUCUGCGGAGAAGCUUGCAACUUCACCAUUUCGACCAAGAAUGCCGGAUCGGGUGGUCUGUCAUUGGCCGUCGAAGGCCCCAGCAAAGCCGACAUCGGCUGUAAUGACAACAAGGACGGAACCGUGUCCGUCUCUUAUCUGCCACUCGCUCCCGGUGAGUACAAGGUGUCAGUCAAAUAUGCCGACAAGCACAUCGCCGGAAGCCCCUUCGCCGCUAAGGUCACCGGAGAAGGCCGUAAGCGCAACCAGAUUUCGGUUGGCUCAAACAGCGAAGUCCCGUUGCCCGCUGCCGGUCGUGUGGCUGACGCCGAACUCCGCGCUUUGAACGCAUCUAUCCAGGCGCCUUCGGGACUCGAGGAGCCUUGCUUCUUGAAAAUGCUUCCCAAUGGCAAUCUUGGCAUUUCGUUCACUCCGCGUGAGAUCGGCGAUCACUACGUGUCCGUCAAGAAGUUGGGCAAACAGAUCCAAGGAUCGCCGUUCAAGAUCAAGGUUGGCGAACGCGAAGUUGGUGACGCCAAGAAGGUCACCGUCAGCGGCAAAGCUCUGUUGGAAGGCAAAACGCACACCGACAACACCUUCAAUGUUGACACUCGCAAGGCCGGCUACGGUGGUCUGUCGUUGUCCAUCGAAGGUCCGAGCAAAGCUGAGAUCAAGUGCAAGGACAACGAGAACGGCACCCUGGACAUCUCUUACCGUCCGACUGAGCCUGGCUAUUAUAUCAUGAACCUCAAGUUUGCCGAUCACCACGUCGAAGGAUCACCGUACACCAUCAAGGUUGCGGGUGAAGGUUCCAACACCCAGACGGAGCGCAUCAAGCGUGAACGCCCCUCUGUGCCUCAGACGGAGGUGGGCAGCAAAUGCCGAUUAGCUUUCAAGAUUCCUGGUGUCUCCACCAUGGAUUUGUCGGCUUGCGUCACUUCACCAUCCGGCGUUACCGAAGGAGCUGACAUCGGUGAAACCGAGGACGGAAGUUAUGGAGUCUCGUUCGUUCCCACCAUGUUGGGCGUUCACACUGUGUCCGUCAAGUAUAACGAUGUGCACAUCCCCGGCUCUCCGUUCCAGUUUACGGUUGGUCCGCUCCGUGACGGUGGAUCUCACAGGGUCCACGCUGGCGGUCCAGGUCUUGAGCGCGGUGAGCAAGGGCAGCCGUGCGAGUUCAACGUCUGGACCCGCGAGGCUGGUGCUGGAUCGCUCGCCAUCUCGGUUGAAGGUCCCAGCAAGGCUCAAAUCGAUUUCAAGGACCGUAAAGAUGGCUCAUGCUACGUCGUCUACAACGUCUCUGAACCAGGUGAAUAUCGUGUCGGUGUCAAGUUCAACGACAAGCACAUCCCCGAAUCGCCGUUCCGCGUUUACAUCAGCCCGGAACAAGGUGAUGCACACAAGAUUGAAAUCGGUCAGUUCCCGGAAUCCGGUUGUGCACCCAAUAAACCACAAGCCUUCAUCGUUCGUAAGAAUGGUGCCAAGGGAGAAUUCGACGCCAAGGUGGUUUCUCCAUCUGGAAGUGAAGACGAUUGUUUCAUUUCUGCCAUCGACACUGAUAUCUACUCUGUGCGCUUUUUGCCACGCGAUAACGGUGUCCACUACGUUCACGUCAAAUUCAAUGGCGUUCAUAUCCCCGGCUCACCUUUCCCCCUCAAAGUAGGCAAAGAAGAUGCGGAUCCGGCAGCAGUUCACGCAGCUGGCCCUGGACUUGUUAAAUCGCAGACUGGUCACAAAACGGACUUUAUCGUCAACACUUGCAGCGCCGGUUGCGGUACGUUAGCAGUUACCAUCGACGGUCCGUCAAAGGCCUCAAUGGAUUGUACUGACGUGGAGGAAGGUUACAAAGUGCGGUACACUCCACUGGUGCCAGGCGAUUACUUUAUCGCCGUCAAGUAUAACGGUUUCCACAUUGUUGGCUCGCCAUUCCGAGUACCCUGCACGGGAGAACUGUUGGCUUCGAAGGGUGUCACAGAAACAUCAUCCGUCAUGGUCGAAACGGUAACCAAGGUGUCCAAAAAAUCGUCUCAAGUAUCACUUCCCGUGUUCAAGUCUGACGCCUCCAAAGUCACCAGCAAAGGCAUGGGACUCAAGAGGGCUUACAUGAAUAAACAGAACACCUUCAGCAUCUCAGCGUCUGAUGCCGGUGCUAACUUGCUCUUCGUGGCCGUCUAUGGACCCAAAGGCCCAUGCGAGGAAGUUUUUGUCAAACACUUGGGUCACAACAGCUACCAAGUGAAUUACGCCGUCCGUGAUCGAGGUGAUUACGUCAUCAUCGUCAAAUGGGGAGAAGAUCAUAUUCCCGGAUCGCCUUUCAAAGUCGAAGUGUAGAAGGAGUUUACACCACACGCUGAAUUUUAAUCGGUUGACGAGAGAUUUCCCAAAUUGAAAAAAAUUUUAAAAACAAAAAAUUCUAAGUAGAUUUUGCCCAAGAAAAAAAGCACAAAAAAAUUAUUAUGUUGAAAACUUACCCCUCCCUUUUCCCAAUCCUUCUUUAUCGCCAAACUCACCUGCUGAUUAGACGAGCAAGAACACAAGAACGACUGGCUAUAGACACUGCCAAAUAGCACACAAACAGAGGUGGAAACGAAGGACUUGUCGAAAUCGUCACCAACUUGAGGAAAAAGAUAAAAUAAGUGAUUGCAGACGAGUGAACAUUUAUUGUCUAACACAGACUUCCGGAAUACAUCCUUGCCAGCCUUUUGAGUGCCCUAUCUAUAUCCAUGACACCCUCUCCUCCUCUCUUCAAUCGCUUGGUCACCGUAGUGCUUUUAAACUCUAAUUUUAGAGUCUUAGAGCAUGGUAGCGAACCCGCUAAACGUUUUUGUUUUUGUUUUCAAAAAUUAGUCUUGUACGAAAAACUGCCUUUGAUUUCCCGUCUUUGUCAUCUCUUUUUCUGUUUUGACGUUUAUUUCUUUUUUCAACGGUGUUUUGGGAAAAAUGGAGCUGUCGCUAUAUCACGAUAAUGCCUUUUUCCGUAUCAAUCUCUACUUUCAGUUGUUCAAUUUUAUUAUCCUUAUACCUUAUUUUUUGCUUUUUCGCUUUUGAUAGAACUCACAACUUUUUUUGGCUCUCUCCCUCUCCGUCUUUCUUCUCUUUAGCUCUUUUAUUGUAUGAGAAAUAUAAAUAAAAUACAUUCACGGUUUGAAAAAAAUGUCAGACCGCAUCCGGCCAAAAAUAAACUCGUAAAGAAGUGUA